Molecule: messenger RNA, 2271 nt
Organism: Spea bombifrons (plains spadefoot toad)
Lineage: Eukaryota; Metazoa; Chordata; Amphibia; Anura; Pelobatidae
Gene: MCUR1
Product: mitochondrial calcium uniporter regulator 1
Exons: 9
Coding region: 327-1091 (254 amino acids)
Biological process (GO): calcium import into the mitochondrion; positive regulation of mitochondrial calcium ion concentration
Cellular component (GO): mitochondrial inner membrane; mitochondrion
Source: RefSeq, a predicted model, not a curated record
AUAUAUGACUAAUAAUGAUGGCCAGGACCUCCCGCUGACGUGAGGAAAGCCGCCCUCUUUCCACUGCCCUUCAUGUCAUAUAGUCCUCAAGAAAUUGCUACUAAUUGUAAUACAUUCCUAUUAAAUAUUAGAGCUCGUUCUGCGCGAUCCUAGAUAGAUGCAUUUUUUGCAAAACGUUAUAAUAAUGUUUUAACGAUCCGCAUCGCUGGUCUUUUCUCCGACCCGGAGAAAGCCGGCGAGUUUCCGCGACGCUCUCCAGGCUUCCCACUGCCCGGUUGUUUGUGUUCCCUUGUGAGGCGCCGCGCAAUCUCAGGGCACAGGUGACAAUGACAGGGCCGAUUUUCCGCGCCCUCGCCACGCGAACUAGCACUGCAUCAGCUGGCAAAUUGGGCGCGCGUGCGCCAGAGACACGGAACGCGUGCUUCAGAGCAUUAAAUUUAAUUCCAUCAACACCACAGAAUUUGGAGAAAAGAAAGGUAUUCUCCUCAGGUGAAAAAACGUUCUACUUUGACACUCAUGCAGUAGUACAAGUUCUGGAAGCCAAAGGAUUCACAACUCAGCAAUCCGAGAUUGUUGUGUCAGCACUAUUGAAGAUCAUUAAUGCCAACAUGGAUCUCCUAUACAAGGAUAUGGUUACCAAAGUGCAACAGGAAAUCAGUCUUCAGCAAGUAAUGUCACACAUAGCCUCUGUGAAAAAGGACAUGAUCAUUUUGGAGAAAAGUGAAUUUUCAGCUCUUCGGGCAGAAAAUGAGAAAGUAAAAAUUGAACUACAGCAGUUGAAGAAACAAUUAGUUGAUGAAGUUGUCAAGGUCCGUGCAAACAACAAACUGGACUUUAACCUUGAGAAAAGCAGAGUGAAAGAAAUGCAUGCUGAAAAGGGAAGGAAGCUGCAGGAAUUCAGAACAGAAAUGGUAGACGUGCAUGCUCAACAAGAUCGUGGACUGACGCAAACCAAUAGGAAAAUUGACACAGAAGUAGCAGGAUUGAAAACCAUGCUAGAAUCUCAUAAGCUUGAUACGAUCAAAUACCUUGCAGGAUCGGUGUUUACAUGCCUUACUAUAGUACUUGGAUUUUACCGUUUGUGGAUUUAAAGUGUUGAUCAUAAGUGCUAUUUCUGCCUUGUUCAUCGUUUCUCUAGCAUUGUAGGAAUGUAUUUCUUAAGCAUGACUAAUUCAGUGGCAUUCAGAUGCUUAUUUUGACCAAUUUAAUGUAACUAUUCAUUGGGGAAAGACCAGACCUGCAAUAUAGUAGUUUAACAAGAUGCCUUAUGUGCGGAGUGCUGACAAUAAGAAUGUAAAUGUUUGUUUUGCCGUCCACACACAAUGGUUGUUUUUAUUUCACCAUUUGUGAAAGAUGUCAAGAACUGACACCAAAAAUAUAUAUUAACUGUAUUUUUACAUUUAAUUAUAUUCUCGUGUGAUCAAAAACAUAGUAGCUGUCAUCUUUCACCAGGAAGAUGUUUAUUGCUCCUCUUAGGAGGUAAAGUAUAGACUUUCAGGGACUAAUUUGUUCUGUUUUGCCAUUGAUGCUGUGUACCAAAAGGAGAAUCACAAAAUUAUUAAAAACAUUUUUUUCUGAGAAAUCUAGGUUUAUUUUGUGUGUUGCUUUAGCGUGAUUUAAGGUUUAUACUAGGUUUCCAUGGUGGAUUUCUUUUUAAAAUUUAUUUGCAGCCAUUAACCCCUUCCACCCUUUAUGACAUCAUGACUGUCAUGAAAUAGCAGUCUUUAAAACUUAUAAUGACUGCAUAGAACCUCAUGUCAAAAAUUAUGAAAGGCAGUUUAAGAGUCAUCCAAUGGAGAUUUAGGUAUGGGACAAUACAAAUUUGGUACAAAGAUUACCAAAUGAUUUCAGUGAGAAUCUCCUUUCAUUUCAAUAGCAUGUUAUCGCUUAUGAAAAAACACAAGAAUGCCUUCAGUCAAAUUUGUAAUGCAGGUCAGACACCAGUGUAUUUUGGCAUGCCUAGGAUGGUACAGAGCAGAACAAAGAAGAUAAGUUAUUCCUCAACGAAUCCACUUGAAAGGAAAAGUCAAGAAUUCAAAUGAUGCUUGAAGUUUUAGCCAACCUAACAUAACUUCCACAAUACAUCAAAUGUACCAUCGUGGGCAUUUAAUUCAAUAAUGCAAUAGAAAUAUUAUCCUAUCUUGUAGCAUUUUCUUAAAUGAACUACUAAAAUUACCUUGAUUUUUUAUUUAAUUAAUUGCCUUGGAUGCUCUAUGGUUUUGUGUCUCUUUGUAAUUUAUAUUUGUAACAAUAUAUGUGAGGUACACACCA